Ruditapes philippinarum (Manila clam) is the source of this 655-nucleotide messenger RNA. RefSeq names its product perlucin-like protein. The transcript is spliced from 5 exons. NCBI's taxonomy places the organism in Eukaryota, Metazoa, Mollusca, Bivalvia, Venerida, Veneridae. The coding region runs from base 113 to 571 and encodes 152 amino acids. The record is from RefSeq and is a predicted model, not a curated record.
AGUAGAAUUAAAGAUAACAGAUGAGAAAGGCUUAAUUUCAUACUAAACAAAACUAUUGUUAUUCAUUGUGGUGUUUUCUUUUGUUUACAAUUGUUUUUAUGUGAAGUGGACAAUGGCGGUAUUUCUAUUGCUCGCGUUCCUAAGUGGAGUUUGGAGUUGCCAAAAUGGUUGGUUACAACACGACUCGAAUUGCUAUCACUUUAGCCAUGACCUGGAAGACUGGACCGGUGCCGCUUACAUGUGCAAAACAAUGGGUGGUAAACUUGUCGAAAUUGAAACAGCAGCAGAGAAUUCUUUCUUGAAAGGAGUCGUCGACAAUCGUAAACACUCCUAUUGGAUUGGUCUAAGUGACGUCCAAGAAGAAGGUAUUUGGAUGUGGAUGGACAGCAAGGCAAAGCUAAGUGAUACUGGUUUUAGUAGUUGGGUAUCCGGAAACCCAAACAAUGAUGGUGGAAAUGAAAACUGUGCGACCAUAAACCAAAAUACGGGAGGGAGAUGGAACGAUUGGCAGUGUAGGCAAAGCAUUUUCUAUAUAUGCGAAAGUGAUAUAGAAACACAGGUCGUGGGAUGACUGUCAAUAUAAACAGGAUGAAAUAUAUUUUAAGAAAAAAAAUUGUGUUUUUUUUUCUCUCUAAAUAAAGUGCUCUUUUUGAUA